Messenger RNA from Archocentrus centrarchus (flier cichlid), 1417 nucleotides. RefSeq names its product cilia and flagella associated protein 298 (gene cfap298). The transcript has 8 exons. Gene Ontology annotation, biological process: regulation of cilium movement. The record is from RefSeq and is a predicted model, not a curated record. The coding region runs from base 177 to 1049 and encodes 290 amino acids. NCBI's taxonomy places the organism in Eukaryota, Metazoa, Chordata, Actinopteri, Cichliformes, Cichlidae.
CACAAGGUGUCCUCCAAAUCACAGUAGAAGAAAGUAGCUGCACUGACCAGUGGUAGCUGUGAAGUAAUGCCACCGGUUGUUAACAAAGUCUGAGCGCAAGUUAAACCGGAGGGACCGACGCAGCGCUUCACGUUUUGCUGCAUAGGGUGGGCGAACAGCAGGUGCUGCUUGUCGAGAUGGUGCAGCUGCACGUGAAGCGUGGAGAUGAAAGCCAGUUUCUUUUUAACACCACCGUGGACGCGCCUCUGGAAACGCUGAUCCAGCAAAUUACAGCCAUUUACAACGGAAGGCUCAAAGUGGAGAGACUAUGUUCAGAGAUUCUCGAGCUUGGAGACCAUGGCAUUGCCCUGCCUCCCAACAUGCAGGGGCUGACAGAAGAGCAGAUUGAGGAGCUGAAACUGAAGGAUGAAUGGGAAGAAAAGUGCAUCCCCACUGGAGGCCCUGUGUUUAGGAAGGAUGAGAUUGGGAGGAGGAAUGGACAGGCUCCCAGUGAUAAACUGAAAGAGGUGCUGACGAGAACGGUGGAGGAGGCAAAGGCGCUGACCUCUAAAAAACAAGUUCAAGCCAAUGUUUGUGUCACUAUGGAGAUGGUAAAGGAAGCACUGGAUCAGCUAAGGGGAGCCGUCAUGAUCGUGUACCCCAUGGGGCUGCCUCCUCACGACCCUAUCAGGAUGGAAUUUGAGAACAAGGAAGACCUUUCAGGAACACAGGCGUCUCUGCAGGUGAUCACAGAGGAUGAAUGCCAAGUGUGGUGGGCUGCCAAAGAGAUGCAGAGGGGUAAAAAACUGCAGGACUACAUUGGCAGAAAUGAAAAGACAAAGCUCGUGGUUAAAAUCCAAAAGAAAGGACAGGGGGCGCCAGCGAGAGAGCCUAUAAUCACUGAUGAGCAGCAGAAACAGAUGAUGAUGCACUACUACAGAAGACAGGAGGAGCUCAAGAAACUGGAGCAGGCGGACGACGACAGCUACCUGGACUCAGAAUGGUCAGACAGGCAGGCCCUCAAAAGACAGUUUCAAGGUCUCACUAAUAUCAAAUGGGGGCCGAGAUAAAGACCAGUACCGCUCUCUGUACCCAAGUUGGAGUCACUUCUGUGACUUGAAAUAUAACAGCUCUAAAUGAAGCUGGACAAGAUGCCUUAUCCAAAUCCUGUCAGCUUCCUGUUGAUCUUAUGUGACAUCAUCCAGGGUUUACUAAUGAUGUAACCUAUGUGUUCUUAUGGAUUAAAGUAGAUGCUUCUCCUACUUUCUAAAUGUCCUGAUGUUUGGAUCUAGACAUAUUAUAUGAUGUCAAAUAGAGGCUGGUGUUUGAUUUCUUUAAAUUUAAAUCUGGUCCCUGUGUUCCUGUGCUGUUUUCACCCUGUUAUUAAGUUACUUUUUUAUUGAAUCUGUACAAAAAAUAAAGUUAAUUCUGUGUUUUA